This is a messenger RNA of Guyanagaster necrorhizus, 984 nucleotides long. RefSeq lists its product as uncharacterized. The transcript has 6 exons. The record is from RefSeq and is a predicted model, not a curated record. Lineage: Eukaryota; Fungi; Basidiomycota; Agaricomycetes; Agaricales; Physalacriaceae. The coding region runs from base 1 to 897 and encodes 298 amino acids.
AUGUCUCGUCUGUACCGACCGCCUCCCACCAAUCAGCGGCCUCGAGACACGCUCGACCAAGUAUUGCAUUUGCCAGUCGACUCAGCUCUCAAGGAACUCAAAAAAUGCAGGAAUCAGUUCAAAGUGAUUCUUGCUACUUUUCAAGAUGAACAUCAUAUUUUGGAACGCUUAUACUACAAAGGAAAGAACCAGCACAACUCAGCUUUAUUCUGGAAGCGUGUGGCAGAGACUCGUCGAUACUGCAGCCGCCUCUACGAGCUAGACCUUGGCAAGCUAAUAGACGAUGUCCAACUGUCAUUCUUCGAUGCCAACACGGCCAAUAAAAAAAAAGCUCUUAAAGGCGCAUGGACGUAUUAUCCGGACCCCAAGUUCGUUGCAUAUAUGCGAAACCGAUUAGAAUUGGUUUACAAUCUCGCUUCAAAGACACAUGCACGACUAACCCAGGCUUACAGAUCACUAAGUCUUGCAAUGCAAUCGGGGGCGUUCAUUCAGUAUAUUGUUCUCCUCGUUGCUAUCGUAUCACGAAUGGAUAUCCUCACUGUUGAGCUUCUGGCGGGCGUUCAGCAAGCAUCUUUUACUCUUCGGCAACUGUAUGAUAUUUUGGAAAAGCUAGCUCCCCUCCCAUCGCCAGAGAUAGUGCCUCAGGGUCUUGAUAUAAUCAAUUCCGCACCGUUGGACCCCAGUGCCUUGGACUGUUUAGUCUUAGGCAUGAUUACGCCGGAAACAAAUGCAUUCAGGACGCCCAACUCACUUCCAUCAGUUACUCAUAAAUUUUCCCUCCACAGAGAUCAGGGCAUUCCCACACAGGCAGGGGAAGUAGUUGACAUUAUCAAGAGGAAAAGGACAAGGACAAAGACAAAGAAGAAAGACGAAAUCGAUGAUAUCUUCAGUUUCUAGUCCUCUCCAUGUCUCUGUAGGUGUCAAACCUGGUCCAUUGUAAUGACUACCUAAAACAAAGUGUUCCUGGACUCUGUACUAAAACUG